Molecule: messenger RNA, 9296 nt
Organism: Sapajus apella (tufted capuchin)
Lineage: Eukaryota; Metazoa; Chordata; Mammalia; Primates; Cebidae
Gene: PLA2R1
Product: phospholipase A2 receptor 1
Exons: 31
Coding region: 238-4623 (1461 amino acids)
Cellular component (GO): signaling receptor complex; plasma membrane
Molecular function (GO): signaling receptor activity
Source: RefSeq, a predicted model, not a curated record
CAGGGCGGGGAAAACCUCCGUGACUUCCCCGCGUCCCAGCCCAGAGCCCCGAGUGUCAGUUCACUGUGGCGGCAGGGGUGGCGGAGCGGGUCUCCAGGGCCAGGGGGCGGCGGGGUCCCGGGAAGGGUGGGGCUCGGGGGAGGCCGCGGGUCCGCCUCCGCGCCGCAGGGCCUGGUGUUUGGGGCGCGGCUCUGCGCUCCCGGGACCUGGGCCGCCAGGCGAGCCCAGUGGUUAGCGAUGCUGCUGUGGCUGCUGCUGCCGCUGCUGCUGUUGCUGGGGGCACCGCGGGGCUGCGCCGAGGGCGUGGCGGAGGCGCUCUCUCCGGAGCGGCUCCUGGAGUGGCGCGAUAAAGGGAUAUUUGUUAUCCAAAGCGAGAGUCUCGAGAAAUGCAUCCAAGCAGGGAAAUCGGUACUGACCCUGGAGAACUGCAAGCAAGCAAACAAGCACAUGCUGUGGAAAUGGGUUUCAAACCAUGGCCUCUUUAACAUAGGAGGCAGCGGUUGCCUGGGCCUGAAUUUCUCCGCCCCAGAGCAGCCGUUGAGCUUAUAUGAAUGUGACUCCACCCUCGUUUCCUUGAGGUGGCACUGUAACAGGAAGAUGAUCACGGGCCCGCUGCAAUACUCUGUCCAGGUGGCGCAUGAUAACACUGUGGUGGCCUCACGGAAGAAUUUUCAUAAGUGGAUUUCUUAUGUGUCAGGUGGUGGAGACAUUUGCAAAUAUCUACACAAAGAUUUGCAUACAAUCAAAGGGAACACCCACGGGAUGCCAUGUAUGUUUCCCUUCCAGUAUAACCACCAGUGGCAUCAUGAAUGUAUCCGUGAAGGUCGAGAAGAUGACUUACUGUGGUGUGCCACGACAAGCCGUUAUGAAAGAGAUGAAAAGUGGGGAUUUUGCCCUGAUCCCACUUCUGCAGAAGUAAGUUGUGAUGCUAUUUGGGAGAAGGACCUCAAUUCACACAUUUGCUACCAGUUCAACCUGCUUUCAUCUCUCUCUUGGAGUGAGGCACAUUCUUCAUGCCAGAUGCAAGGAGGUGCACUAUUAAGUAUUACAGAUGAAACUGAAGAAAAUUUCAUAAAGGAGCACGUGAGCAGUAAAGCAGUGGAGGUGUGGAUCGGUCUCAAUCAGCUGGAUGAACACGCUGGCUGGCAGUGGUCUGAUGGAACACCGCUCAACUACCUGAACUGGAGCCCAGAGGUAAAUUUUGAGCCAUUUGUUGAAUAUCACUGUGGAACAUUUAGUUUGUUUAUGCCAAGUGCCUGGAGGAGUCGGGAUUGUGAGUCCACCUUGCCAUACAUAUGUAAAAAAUAUCUAAACCACAUUGAUCAUGAAAUAGUUGAAAAAGAUGCUUGGAAAUAUUAUGCGACCCACUGUGAGCCUGGCUGGAAUCCUUACAAUCGUAAUUGCUACAAACUUCAGAAAGAAGAAAAGACCUGGCGUGAGGCUUUGCAUUCUUGCCAGGCUGAUAAUAGUGCAUUAAUAGAGAUAACCUCAUUAGCGGAAGUGGAGUUUCUUGUAACCCUCCUUGGAGAUGAAAAUGCAUCAGAAACAUGGAUUGGUUUGAGCAGCAAUAAAAUUCCAGUUUCCUUUGAAUGGUCUAAUGACUCUUCAGUCAUCUUUACUAAUUGGCACACACUUGAACCCAAAAUUUUUCCAAAUAGAAGCCAGCUGUGUGUCUCAGCAGAGCAGUCUGAGGGACACUGGAAAGUCAAAAAUUGUGAAGAAACACUGCUUUAUAUUUGUAAGAAAGCAGGCCAGGUCCUCUCUGAUGCUGAAUCAGGAUGUCAAGAGGGAUGGGAGAGACAUGGUGGAUUCUGUUAUAAAAUUGACACAGUCCUUCGAAGCUUUGACCAAGCUUCCAGUGGUUAUUACUGUCCUCCUGCACUUGUAACCAUUACAAACAGGUUUGAACAGGCUUUUAUUACCAGUUUGAUCAGUAGUAUGGUAAAAACGAAGGACAGUUAUUUUUGGAUAGCUCUUCAAGACCAAAAUGAUACAGGAGAAUACACUUGGAAGCCAGCAGGGCGGAAACCCGAGCCGGUGCAGUACACACACUGGAAUGCUCACCAGCCCCGCUACAGUGGUGGCUGUGUGGCCAUGCGAGGAAGGCAUCCACUUGGUCGCUGGGAAGUGAAGGACUGUCGGCACUUUAAGGCAAUGUCCUUGUGCAAGCAGCCAGUUGAAAAUCAGGAAAAAGCAGAGCAUGAAGAGAGAUGGCCCUUUCACUCCUGCUAUUUGCACUGGGAAUCAAAGCCUGGUCUGGCCAGUUGCUUCAAGGUAUUUCAUAGUGAAAAAGUUCUGAUGAAAAGAACAUGGAGAGAAGCUGAAGCAUUUUGUGAAGAAUUUGGAGCUCAUCUUGCAAGCUUUGCCCAUAUUGAGGAAGAGAAUUUUGUGAAUGAGCUCUUACAUUCAAAAUUUAAUUGGACAGAAGAAAGGCAGUUCUGGAUUGGAUUUAAUAAAAGAAACCCACUGAAUGCUGGCUCAUGGGAAUGGUCUGAUAGAACUCCUGUUGUCUCUUCAUUUUUAGACAAUAAUUAUUUUGGAGAAGAUGCGAGAAACUGUGCUGUUUAUAAGGCAAACAAAACACUGUUGCCCUUACACUGUGGUUCCAAACGUGAAUGGAUAUGCAAAAUCCCAAGAGAUGUGAAACCCAAGAUUCCAUUCUGGUACCAGUAUGAUGUACCCUGGCUCUUUCAUCAGAAUGCAGAAUACUUUUUUCAUAACUUUGCCUCAGAAUGGUCUAACUUCGAGUUUGUCUGUAGCUGGCUACACAGUGAUCUUCUGACAAUUCAUUCUGCACAGGAGCAAGAAUUCAUCCACAGCAAAAUAAAAGCGCUAUCAAAGUAUGCUACAAGUUGGUGGAUUGGAUUUCAAGAAGAAAGAGUCAAUGAUGAAUUUCGCUGGAGAGAUGGAACGCCAGUGAUAUACCAGAACUGGGACACAGGAAGAGAAAGAACUGUGAAUAAUCAGAGCCACAGAUGUGGCUUUAUUUCUUCCAUAACAGGACUCUGGGGUAGUGAAAAGUGUUCAGUUUCUAUGCCUAGUAUCUGUAAGCGAAAAAAGGUUUGGCCAGUAGAAAAAAAGGAAGAUACACCUAAACAACAUGGAGCGUGUCCCAAAGGAUGGCUAUAUUUUAACUAUAAGUGCCUUUUGCUGAAUAUCCCAAAAGACCCAAGCAGUUGGAAGAACUGGAUGCAUGCUCAACAUUUCUGUGCUGAAGAAGGGGGGACCCUGGUUGCCAUCGAAAGUGAAGUAGAGCAAGCUUUCAUUACGAUGAAUCUUUUUGGCCAGACCACUAGUGUGUGGAUAGGUUUACAAAAUGAUGAUUAUGAAAAAUGGCUAAAUGGAAAGCCUGUGGUAUAUUCUAACUGGUCUCCAUUUGAUAUAAUAAAUAUUCCAAGUCACAAUACCACUGAAGUUCAAAAACACAUUCCUCUCUGUGCCUUGCUGUCAAGUAAUCCUAAUUUUCAUUUCACUGGAAAAUGGUAUUUUGAAGACUGUGGAAAGGAAGGCUAUGGAUUUGUAUGUGAAAAAAUGCAAGAUACUUCUGGACACAGUGUAAACACAUCUGACAUGUAUCCAAUCCCUAAUACCUUAGAAUAUGGAAACAGAACUUACAAAAUAAUUCAUGCAAAUAUGACUUGGUAUGCAGCAAUAAAAACCUGCAUGAUGCACGGAGCACAGCUGGUCAGCAUCACAGACCAGUAUCACCAGUCCUUCCUCACUGUUGUCCUCAACCGGCUGGGAUAUUCCCACUGGAUUGGACUGUUCUCCGCAGAUAAUGGUCUUAAUUUUGACUGGUCUGAUGGCACGAAAUCCUCUUUCACUUUUUGGAAAGACGAGGAGUCAUCCUUCCUUGGUGACUGUGUUUUUGCCGACACCAAUGGACGCUGGCAUAGAACAGCCUGUGAAUCAUUUCUGCAAGGUGCCGUUUGUCAUGUGGUCCCUGAAACAAGACCAUCUGAACACCCAGAGUUGUGCUCAGAAACAUCUAUUCCCUGGAUAAAAUUUAAAAGUAAUUGCUACAGUUUUUCUACAGUCCUAGAUGGUAUGAGUUUUGAGGCUGCUCAUGAAUUUUGCAAAAAGGAAGGAUCUAAUCUUUUAACAAUCAAGGAUGAGGCUGAAAAUGCAUUUCUCCUAGAAGAGCUGUUUGCGUUUUGUUCUUCUGUCCAGAUGGUUUGGUUGAAUGCUCAAUUUGAUGAUGAAACCAUAAAGUGGUUUGAUGGAACUCCUACAGACCAGUCAAACUGGGGCAUUCGGAAGCCAGGCACAGACUACUUCAAGCCCCAUCACUGUGUUGCCCUGAGGAUCCCUGAAGGAUUAUGGCAGCUGUCUCCGUGCCAAGAAAAAAAGGGCUUUAUAUGUAAAAUGGAGGCAGAUAUUCGCACUGCAGAGGAGCAGCCAGAAAAAGGGCCAAGUCACAGCAUAAUUCCUCUUGCAGUAGUACUGACACUGCUAGUCAUUCUGGCCAUUGUCGCACUUUCCUUCUGCAUGUACAAGCAGAAUGGUGGCUUCUUCAGAAGACUUGCAGGAUUUCGGAAUCCUUACUAUCCUACAACCAACUUUAGUACAGCACAUUUAGAAGAAAAUAUUCUCAUUCCUGAUCUUGAGAAGAGUGAACAAUAAUAAUGAGGUCAGAGAAUGCCACAGCCACCGAUUGGAGUGCUAACUACCUUCAUUGGAAGAUUUAUCCCAUCUGUUCCCUGACUAUUGUCAAAGAACACGCUACAGAAAAAGUCUGGUGAAAACAAAGUGAAGAGCAUGUUGCUAAGAACCUAACAUCUUAUGUUAUCCAGAAGAAAGUCCCAAGACUUGAUUUAUCUUAGAUUUCCAUGUGAGGUGUGAGCAUGAGUAUUAACAAGCUUAUUUGAACUGAAAAAUGAAAUCAGAACUUUUCUGAACUUUUUUUUUAUUUGGCUCAUUGGUUUGACAACAAGGAUUGACUUUACCAAUUACGUUGUAUGGUGAACAUUUUGUAUUAAUUUAAUGAACUAAAUCUGCUCCUCUUGUGUUCUGGUUAAAGCUUGUAAUAUGAUAAAGACAUUUUAAUAGAAAAAUGGUAUUGACCGAACUAUAAUGAAUUAAUAUUUAACUUUUCCCAGCCUUCAUUUGUACAUCAGGUAAAGCACAGUGCCUGUAAGUGAAAGAGUAAUAGGCAUAAUGAACAGUUAUUUGAAAAGUCUUUGUAAAGCCUUUUAGUUUUACUUCUAGGAAAUUGACAUGAAUCAUUCUAAUGACUGGGUAACAAAUCAUUUUGCAAAUAGCAUUUUUCCAGUUCUUUGCUUUAAGGAAAACUGAAGGAGGACAUAACCAAGCAGCUAGGUGAUAGAUGAUAAAAAGUAAUUUUUAAUGUAGAAUCACUGUUUUUUGGCACCUAGGAGAAAGGAAUUCAAGUAAUAGAGGGAUAUUGUUAUAACGAACCUCCUUUUAUUCUCAUCUACUUAUUUAUAUGAACAAAGUUUAUAUGUUAGGCAGGAUAGGUUAGAGUAUGCUGUGGAAACAACCCCUGUGAUAUUAAUGAUUAAAAAAAAAACUCAGAAGUUAAUUUCUUGGUCAUGUGAAGCCUGUUAUGAUCAGGACACUUGCCUCCAAGCAGUAACUCACAGAUCCAAGCUGUGUCCUACCUGCAGAACAUGGGGCUUCCAGUGCUGCUAUGGCACUAGAGAUCUGUUAAGUUCCCGGGUUUAGGAAGCAACACGUGGCAGUUCCACUCGCAGGUCAUUGGCUGGAAUUAGUCACAUGACCUAACCUAACUGAAAGGAAGUCCAGGAAGUCUUCUGCUUUGUGUGCUCAGGAAGGAGAGGAUAACUGUCUACAGUUAGCACUAGCAAUCUCUACUAGAGUUUCUCAGCAUGUAUACGUGCAAAAAAAGAGAGAACAGAAUUGAUGCUGAACCUUGAUGCAUACUAGCAAUUUUUAAUUAAUACUAAUUAAUUUUUAUCUAUGAUACAUCCAUUUCAUUAAGGGAUCCAUUUGCUAUCAUUUUAGUUUGACAUAUACUAAUCUUAUUUUAAUCUCUGUACCAUAUUUAUCUUGUUCUGAUCAAUUGCAUACUAACAAUAAUUGAAAUGACAACUCAAUAUAGAAGAAAAUAUAUAAUACAUAGAGCCUAUGUUCACAGAGACUUCUUAAAAAAUAAUUUUAAUUUAUAUACAUAUUUUUACUGCAGCAAAAUAUGACAAGGUAAUGAAUAAAAUGUUUCACAAAUAAAAGUAUAUUUCUUUAGGAUAAAAUUCUGUGGGGGAGCUGGAAUGGAAUUACAAGAAUGAAAGAAAGUAAUAUCUCUGACUGCUGAAGAGGUUAUUUGUGUGUAUUUCUAUUUUAAAAUAGAUUAUGAUAGAAUCCAAAUUGUUGUAGUGUCUCCCAGUCAAAGGAACUUAGGCUUCUUGAGAAAGUGGCUGAUUCCAGAUCUACGGUAGAAAAAUACAACAUGAAACUGGAACAUCUUGUGAUAGCGGAAAAUAAGGAGGUGCUCACAAAAAGAUGCGGCAUAUCUGAAGGGUACAGGGACAACCUGAAGGAGCUCCCCAAUGAAAAAGUGGGAACAAUUGGAGCAAAAAAAAAAUUGUAAUACUUGAUUAUAACCCAUACAAUAAAUAUCCAUAGUUAUCCAUAUUUAUUGUAUGGGUUCUAAUCCAUGUAACCAUACUGAUGUAAACAAUUGAAUGAGAGAGUGAAUGAAAAGGAGAGAACUAACAGUUCUUCUCUGCGGUAGAAUUCCAAUUAAUAAAUGUAGAAGAGAUAGAAGAAACAAAAAUCUCUAUUAGGAAAACAUAACAGUAAUAAUUGUUGUUGGCAAGAUCUACCAAUUGGUGCUAAAGUUAUUGGGUGAAUGUUUGAGGAAAAACAGUAUUUGCAUAACGUUAGAGUAUUUCCCCCAAGAUAAUCACUAAUUACAAAGGGAAAGUAAUAACUUUAGAGAAACUUCUUUAAUCAAGGGAUCAAGGUUAACAGAAGCAGUAAUAAGCCACAUCAGCAUCAUGUAUCCCCUGGUAUAAUGCAUUUGAGAAGGUCACAUGACUUCUUUGGUAUCCUCCCCAAUAUGCAUAAACUAAAUUUAAUUAGGAAAAAACAUUCGACAAAUCCAAGUUGAGGGACAUUCCACAAAAUAAAUGAUCGCUUCAAAAAUAUCCAGGUCAUGAAAGAUAAGGAAAAAUUGAUGAAAUGUCAAGGAUUGGAGGACACUAAAGAGAUAUAACAGCUACAUGCAAGGUGAAAUCCUAAAUUGGAUCCUGGAAUAGAAAAUGGACAUUAUGGGGAAAUGAGAAAGUCUGUAGUUUAAUUAAUAGUAUUGUGCCAGUAUCGGUUUCUUUGUUUUGAUGAUUGUACCAUGGUUUUGUAAGAUGUACCAUUAGAAGAAGCCAAGGGAGGCUAUACAGGAACUUUCUGGACUAAGUUAGCAAUUUUUCUAUAAACCUAAAAUCGUUUCAAUAUAAAAAGUUAACAUUUUGCUAUGAUAUUAGGUUCCAUUGGAUAUAUUAAAAUGGUGGCAAGGCACUUUUAUUUUUAAACAUGAUUAGUAAUAAUAUUCUGAAAACUGCAUCCUAAUUAUAAAAAAUGUUGGCUGUCAACUUAGAAAUUCGUGAAGCGAUAUGCCUUCUUUCACAAUUCUAAAUUUAUAUGUAAGCCAAAAAAUUUGAGGACUGCUGCUCUAUGACAUUUUUUCUCUCCUGUCUUAGAUGAGAAGCAGGGCAAAACCCUGUGUGGCUCCAGCCUACCUAACACACCAUCCGCUUUAGCAUUAGGACCCAGACACGUCUUGCUGCAGGCCACGCUGGCUUCCAUCUGCUGCUCUCUUUUCUCUGCAGUCUUCUUUUGUGUCACUUCCCUGUCUCAUCAGCACUUCUAAUUCUCAUACUCCUGCUUAUCCCUUACAACAUUAUGCCUUAGUAUUAAUAGGGUAUGGCAGGGGAAAACUCAGUUUCCAUUCCAUUCUUAGAGAAGAAAAAUUGGGAGACAUUUCCAAAAUGGCAUGUACAUCAGAAUUCUUAUUGCCAAUAUUUAUAAGAAAUUUUGUAGGGAUUAUCAAGAUACAUGGUUGAAAUAUUUAUUCCCUCUUUCCCCACUUUUCAAAGAUUUAGAGCAGGGGUUGGCAGGGCCAAAUCUAGCCUGCAGCCCAUCUUGAAACUAAAGUUAUUGGAACACUGCCAUCCCCAUUCACUCACAUAUUGUGCAUGACUGCUUUCAUGCUUCCAUGACAGAGCUGAGUGGUUGCAACAGAGACCGAAUGGCCUGCAAAGCCUAAAAUAUUCACUUUCUGGACCUUUGCAGGAAGUUUGCCAACCUUUGAUUUAGAAAGUGAAAACCUAAAUGGGGAAGUCUUACACACUUUAACGUAUGUUAGCGAGCACUGUUAUGUUAAUGUAUAUGGGCGGCACUUAAAAUAUAUUAAUAAACAAUUCUGAUCAGUAAACAUUUAUUUAGAUCCAAUCCUACUGUGGCCCAGAAAGUGUCCUGUACUCUGAGGCUAUAAAUACUGAUAACACCCCAUCUCUUCUCUCAUAGAACUCAGUCUCAGGGGAGAGGAAUAUGUAAAUAAUAAGUGCAAUGCAAUGUGACAUAAAUAAUAUCAAGAGGAAGAGAAUCAGAGAAAAAGGGAGGGGGCUGAUUAAUUCUGUCAGAAGUAGAGAAGGGCUUAACAAACAAUAUGUAUUAAAUUGUAGGAAAUGUUAGAAAAAAACAGCUUUCUUUAAUAUUUUUUGAGUUAUAAAGCGAGUUUUUAGCUUGAGGUCAGAAUAUUUUUAGAGAAAAAUUUUAAAAUGUGCCUAAAUCUGAAAUUCUGGAUUUAAAAAAGUGAAAAUCCACAUGUGCCUGUAAUACCUAAUGAUGAAUUCUAAUUGCAGAAGAAUGCCAAUUACUAAGACCACAAAAUGAGCCCAAUGUAUACCGGUGACAUUCUUUACUCAGAGUUAAUUAACACAAGCACUUUUUUCUUGCAGAGCACUUUGCUGUAAUUUAGAACGAAUUAAGGGAAAAAAUCAUUCAAGUGCUGUUUUCUGCACACCAUGAAGUAAGCGUGAUGGACCAAAGUUAACUUAUUUAAAGUAUUAUCAUCAAUUUCUUGUAAUUAUGAACAGCAACACCAUCCUUUUUCUUCAAAAAAAGACACCCUGAUCUAUGCUGUUUUCAACUUGUGUCCUGUACUUCUAUUUAUUAAUGGAAAUUGAUUUUUCAAGAUUAAUAUAAAAUGUAUUUCUAUUUCUCCCAGUAAGUCUCUUAUGUAUAUUAGAUUUGAGGCAUGUAUUCCUGGAUAUUUUUCCAAUAAGCAUUUCUAAUAUAAUACAGCAAAUUGUUAAAGG